Messenger RNA from Dichotomopilus funicola, 2112 nucleotides. RefSeq lists its product as uncharacterized. Gene Ontology annotation, molecular function: RNA-DNA hybrid ribonuclease activity; nucleic acid binding. Bases 1 to 2112 code for a protein of 703 amino acids. The record is from RefSeq and is a predicted model, not a curated record. The transcript is spliced from 5 exons. Lineage: Eukaryota; Fungi; Ascomycota; Sordariomycetes; Sordariales; Chaetomiaceae. Gene Ontology annotation, biological process: DNA replication, removal of RNA primer.
AUGUGCUGGAAGAAGUCAGUUUUGGGGACCUGCAGUAAUUGCUUGGUUGUGUCCUCCUGCAGCCCCGCGCAUCAGGCACUUCACGAAGACGAAGGAGAAAUGUGCGCUAAGAUCAAGACCACCCGCGAGGCGCUCGAGCGUCGGGUGAAGGCCGCCCGCCAAGCCAACCCCGGCAUUGGACCACAAGAAUUCCAGAUGCUGAUACCGCCCAGUGUUGCCCUCGACCAUAAUCCAAGUGCAUCAGUUCUGGGCCCGGGCGAAGCGGCCGCGGUCGCUUUGAUGCACGUUGGCACCAGCCAAGCUGCGGAAACGGCGCUCGAAUAUCUCCUCGAGAUCCUGCAGAGCCGUCGCAGCAGCUCCCUGUCAGCCGAUGCUGUUCCCGCCCUCCUUCUCCGGAUGGGCAUGGAGCAGGAAUGCUACGAUUUCAUCAAGUGGUUUGCAACGCUGGAGAGGGAGAGGUAUGAUUGGGAAAACAAGAAUUUGCCGUUCCUCGAUAUUCGCUUCGCCGACGUCUUCGAGCCGGUCGGUGUCUUUUGCAAGGGAACCGACGUAACUCUUUCCCAUCUCGCCGUUCUUGCGCUUUUGAAACUCCGCAUACGCUUCGACCUGGAGGCGGGCAAGGCAGCUGAUCGGCGUCCCGGAAUCACUGCAAGGGCAAUGCUUCGAGUUUGGAAUCGACACCAACAAUACCAUACUCUGUUCCAAGCCAUUCAGGACCGGAAUCCGUACUUCUGGGAGGAACUCCUCGAUGAAAUGAAAGAGGAUCCACGUCUCCCGGCAUCAUACAGCUGUGGCUCUGAGCUAGAAGCGCGAGAGAGUGAGGGUGCGCUUGGAACUGUCAAGUCCGAUAUCCUCACGACUGUUUCCGUCUAUCAAACUCCAGCUACGGUAUCCCCUUCGUCCACAAGUGAGAGGAACGGUUCAUCCGCCGGAGGUACUUUGAUCAAAAGAAGGGGGACGGGCAAGGUCUUUCCGUCCCGAUUUAUUCCCGAUUCGGCAACUCACUCACCUGCGGACCUUUUUGCAGGUUCCCGGGCAAGUCCUAGCGGCGAUGUGUACCGCUUCGUGGCGAUCAAUGACCCCAAUACCUGUCUGGCAUUUGUGGAUGGGGCGUGCCUGAAUAACGGACAACCCGAUGCACGGGCAGGUGUUUUCGACGAUGGGGAUUACCAUAUCGCCACAAGUAACCGCGCCGAGUUGCGGGCCGCCAUUGCCGCGCUACGAUUGUGCAACUGGCGCCUUGAAGGGUGGGAUCGCCUGCUGAUCGCCACGGAUUCCACGUAUGUUGCCGAUGGGGCCAUCAGUUGGGCUAAGAGCUGGGUUCGGAGGGGUUGGACGACACGCGCGUCAAAAAAAGUCGAAAACCGUGAUCUAUGGGAGAUGCUUCUGGGCGAGGUGGAACGAUGGAAAGAGCUGGGUUUGCAGGUCGCGAUCUGGAAGGAUGCUGCUGGACGAGGGGCCGUGCAAGACAGGUUUAGGGAUAUUACCAUCCGCUAUGGCGUCACCCCAACGGGUGGCGUCGCUCGCGUGGGUGGGGACCUUAUUCUGCAUCUCGGAGAAGACAGAGUGAUCAAGCAGGCAUUCCCAAACGCCUACGCCCAGAUUCGUAGCUCUCUGCCUAACGCCAAAUACGUCACCACAUAUCACGACGCCUUAACCCUGCUUGACUCCACGCCAUCUCCACGCAGAAUCCUCCUUGCCGACGCUACGGUAUCCCGAUGCAAGAAACUUUGGGAACGGGUUAUUGACCGCUUGCGGGGGGGCGCCGCCGUUGUUCUAGCAGGCUUUUUCAGCUGCAACUUGUCACAGAGCGAUUUUGAUCGUAUGUUCAUCAAACUCGGGCUUCCAUGGCGCUACAGAACCCACGAUCAUGAUAUGUUCACAUUGGGUGCGGGCAUGGCUGUGGGCUUGCAGAAAUCUUAUAGCAUGUACGCUCAAUGCAUCAGCGUUAUCUCCACAAACCAAGCACUUUACCGAUCCGAUUACCUGCCCGGCGAAGCCGCUGUGGCGACGGCAAAGGUCGGUGCCGGCCGUUUGGCGUAUAUUGGGGAUGCCAGUGGCGAGGAGGGAACUGGUGCCGUUCUCAAGGCUAUUUUUCAGGGCGAGUUUUGA